Molecule: messenger RNA, 1646 nt
Organism: Anoplopoma fimbria (sablefish)
Lineage: Eukaryota; Metazoa; Chordata; Actinopteri; Perciformes; Anoplopomatidae
Product: oocyte zinc finger protein XlCOF28-like
Exons: 5
Coding region: 119-1153 (344 amino acids)
Biological process (GO): regulation of transcription by RNA polymerase II
Cellular component (GO): nucleus
Molecular function (GO): DNA-binding transcription factor activity, RNA polymerase II-specific; sequence-specific DNA binding
Source: RefSeq, a predicted model, not a curated record
CUCCUUGAUCGGCAGCCCUUCUCAUAUCACGUGAUGUGGGCAGAAUACUCAAUGCGGCUUCAUUUCGGCGGACGUUUCGUACGCUCCAUGUGGCCAAUUAGUGCCUGAAAGCAUCAGCAUGGAAAUGAUGAAGAUAGAGCAAGUCAUUGUUGGGAAUGAGAAGAGAUCCACCUCAGCGGAGAUCAAGUCUGAGCCCGUGGUCGCCCCUCUACAGUCCUAUCAGCACGAGAGUCUGCAAUGUUUUCAGUGCUUCAUCACCUUCUGUAACUCCAAAGCCAAGGAGAGACACAUGAGGAAGAGUCAUCGGGACCAGUACAAACAGCACCUGCAGCAGACUGAUACAGUCUUCACUUGCUAUAAGUGUGACAAGAGCUUCUCCUACUCUGAGGAGCUAAGCCAGCACCAGGCCACCCACAGCACUGAGGAGAAGCCUUUCCUUUGUGCUUACUGCCAGAAAAACUUCUUUACCUUCACUGAGCUGAACAAACACAGACGACAUGAGUGCAUUGAACGACGGUGUCCCUGCAGGGACUGUGGCGCCUUGUUCCCAAGCCCUUCACGCCUCCGCAACCAUCGCAUUGCAGUGCACCCCCAGCGCCCCAUAGUGGCUGAUGACAUCAACACCUACCAGUGCUGCAAAUGUAGUCGCAGUUUUAAGACAGAAGAAGAGCUUCUGGAGCACCAGGAAAAAUUUGCCAAUGAUAAAAACUGUGACGUUAAGCCGCAAGGCAAAAAACGUGGCCGUAAACCCAAGAACGCGGCUCAAGGAGGGAUGGUUGAGAGCAAGAAGAUCAAACAAGAAGACGAAGAAGGAUACAAUGACUCUACAACAGACGGUUGCCCCUCCAGUGAGCUGCAACCGGAGCUCAAGAUCCCUUGUUCCGAAGCAAACUGUGACCUCAUAUUCCCUUCUGUUGCAGCCCUGCGGGCACACAAAAGGGAGGCACAUGGCCCCCCCCCUCACAAUGCUCACACAUGUACAGAGUGUGAUGAGAGCUACGCACGGCCUGAGCAGCUCAAAGCACACAUGGCCAGGGAUCACCAUGAUGGAUACACCUGCCCCAUCUGUGAAAAGAGCUUUGAACGAGAGAGCACCCUUAAGAUCCACCAGAACACCCACACUGAAGGAGAGGAGGCAACAGAAACAAGAUAAUAUAUGUGGAAAAGACUGUAACUUCAUCCUAAAUAAUUCACUUAUGUUGUGUUUUGUACUAUAGUCUGUCUAGUAUAGGUAGAAGAUUUUUAUGUGAAUAUUUUAGGGUGAGAGUUUUUGAAGCAAGGUUAUGCAACACAUGACUAAUGGAAGUUGUUUCUGGAAUGCUGUUUUUCAAUUGCUUUAAGGAAGACAUCCUUCACUUGCGAAUAAAACUCUGUACAGAUGUAUACAUUAAUAUGAUUUAUUUCCACUAUAAGCUCAAGUCACAAGGCCCUUGUUGCCAUAUUACCUCUAUUGUACCUUGAAUGUUUUUUUAUUCAUGUAGACUAGCUAGCUAAUAUCCCUUCAAAUGUUGGAAUGUUUUGUAUUUUCAAGAUAACCACAGGUCCUAAAAAUCAUAAAAUCCCCAAUCUGAAAAGUGGCCCGUGUAUAUGAUUCUGUAAUAAGGGACUUCAGUAAUGUUACCUGCAGGUUUUAUUUUUUUUCUCUC